Messenger RNA from Chara braunii, 1375 nucleotides. The record is from the annotation of a GenBank genome assembly. Lineage: Eukaryota; Viridiplantae; Streptophyta; Charophyceae; Charales; Characeae.
UGAUAGCACGUUAAUCAGGCGACCUGGCUAACUGUGGGCGACCUCGCCCUCGGAACGUGCACAAACGUGACCCUAUCAUCACCAGAAGCAGAUCGGCUAACCGACGAGCAGCCAAUAUGGCUGCCAAUGUGCAAAAUCCGGUUCCGCAACAAAAUGCUAAUCCACCUAAUCAACCUGCCCCAUGUGCACGAGCUCCCAUGUCGCCACUAGAUCUCUAUCUAUUUGAUCCGGCCCACCAUCUCGCAGGAGCAUGGCUGGCCACGCUUAGAGCACAGCAGUACGAUGAUCACGAAGCACAGAUCAACAUUCCAGCUCGAAUGGGAGGAGACGCUCAUCAAUGGUAUAGUACCUAUGUAUGGGUGGAUCUCCCGAACUUCGAACGAGAUUUCAUGAACCGAUUUGAUUAUGUCCACCCUGAGCAAGCGCUAUACAUGAUCAAGGACCGAGUGCAAAAACCGCUCGAAUCCGUUGCGGAAUAUCGAAACCGGUUCUACAGAAUGUUCGUAAGAACUGAGCAAGUGCGGCCCGGAUAUCAGGAAGUCAUCGCACAAGAGCUCACGAUCCCGGUAGCGCAGCUGGUGGACGAUCUCCCUCUCUACAUCAGCUCGCAGGAUGACGAGCACCCGAUUCCUCACGUACUUUCUCGCACGUUGACGCCAUAUCUCCAGUGGUCGGCUAGUCUGGAGGGAGCCACAGAGCGCAUCCCGCCGUCACAGCAACAAUAUUUGGAUCCCCGGACGAUUCGUGAUCUGGCCUUCUUCAGGAAUCCUACGGCGGAACAAUGUGCCGUCAUUCGAGAAGAAGAGGAGGAGGAAGAAAGUACCGGGAGUGACGAAGACGAAGACGGGCUGGAAGCAGGCGGGAAUAGCAACGAAGAGCUCGGUGAAGAAGACGAAACCCCCGAAGAAGGAAGCUAUAGCGAGCAUAGCGAGGGGGAACAGAGCGAAGAAGAAGAAGAGGACGAGGAAGGAGAAGAGGAGCACGACAAAGAGCCUGUUGGAUCGGAGUGGGAAGCCGUGCCAGAAGAAGCGAUGUGUAUGGGUACAGAGGCAGAGGAUCCCGAGACGGCCCGCAAAAGAGAAGAAAUCGCGGUCGGGAAGGAGUUAGAGCUCGCAAACGCAACGAGUCUGCAGACCCCCGACGACCCGAACCGAGAUCCGGAGCCGCCUAGACCUGAAGAUGGUGACCUCACGGCCACGACUCCGACCCCAUCCACGCGGCAACGGAGCCGAUACCCUUCCUCCCCAACCCGUCCCCCAGUUCGCCGACGUACCGAUACGGGCGAUCGACCUUCGUCCCCGAUUACUCUCUCGCCGUCCUCUUGACUACCUCACCCUCCGCCAGCUCACCACCCCCAUCACGUUCCCUUCCAACC